Messenger RNA from Arabis nemorensis, 1248 nucleotides. The record is from the annotation of a GenBank genome assembly. Lineage: Eukaryota; Viridiplantae; Streptophyta; Magnoliopsida; Brassicales; Brassicaceae.
AUGGGGAAGAAAGAGCAGAAAGAUCAUUCAACAGUAGAGAGUGACGACAAAGUCGAAGCUGUUCUUCAUCUCCUUCGUAAACAUUCUCCUCUCACUCUUAAACAGGAGAAGUUCUGUAACAGAGCUUGUGUGGGUAGAUUCUUAAGAACAAAAGGAGAUAAUGUGAAAAAAGCAGCUAAACAGUUAAGGUCUUGCCUUUCAUGGAGAUCUUCUCUUGGCAUUGAGAGCUUGAUCGCCGACGAGUUCACGGCGGAGCUAGCUGAAGGUCUUGCCUACGUCGCCGGUCUUGACGACGAGUGUAGACCCGUUUUGGUUUUCCGUAUUAAACAAGAUUAUCAGAAGCUACAUACGCAGAAACAGUUGACUCGUUUGGUGGUAUUUACAUUGGAGGUGGCCAUCUCAACUAUGUCCAGGAACGUCGAACAAUUUGUCAUACUUUUCGAUGCUAGCUUCUUCAAAUCAGCACCAGCCUUCAUGAACAUACUUGUAACUACACUCAAAAUAGUUGCAGAAUAUUAUCCUUGUCGUCUUUUCAAAACCUUCGUCAUCGACCCUCCUUCACUUUUCUCUUACCUUUGGAAGGGUGUACGUGCAUUUAUGGAGUUAUCAACGGCCACGAUGAUUGUAUCAAUGAUAGAUUUCCAAGACUCGUUUGACUACGACGACUUUUCAUCCUCUUACCCAUCACGAGUCUCCUCUCUCCGAUUCGACACGUCAUCGAUAAAAUCAACGGACAAGAUCGGUUCUUGCGCAUCCUCUAGGUUCGCUUUCACCGUAUCACGCGACGGUCUCGACACGGUCAAACCAUGGUGCUUAACGUUGACCGACACGUCAUCAUCCAAAGUAGGACUCACCGGCGCGUACAUCUCACCGCUCAACGCGCGUUCGUUCUCUUUCGCGUCACCGGCGGCUAGAAGAGAGCCGAUUAGUGGGCCCAGGAGGAGCUUUUUCGCGUCCACUCCGAUGCCAGCUAGGACCAGUGACCGUCACUCUAUCGGAACCUUACGUGACCCGCGGUUACCUAGACCGUCGUUCUUUCAAUCACCGGCGGUGUUUUUCCGGCGAGAAUCACACGUCAGCAAAAGCGAGAAGCCGCGAGAAUCGUUCGUUAUGUUUCUCAAAUUUUAUCGUAGACCGUACGAUGAGAUGACUUAUAGGUCAAAGAUGCGGCCCCCACUAGGUGGUCUCGUAUCUAUUGUUUCUAAUCAGAUUAGACGUCGCCACGUGUCUUUAUCUCAACGGUUCUAA